AUGUCGCAUGAGAAGAGAUUGGCAGUCUCGUCGCGCUCGAGGGGCCCGUCAAACGGUCGCCGGGGAGCUCGACCGGCACAGACCGGUCCAAGACCUGUAGAGGAGCAGUAUCGAGUCCAUCGUGGGUACCCUCCACAUCGCCACGCCCGCAUUCUACCAGCUAACGACCGCUUCACGCCGAGCCAUUCUCCUGCACCAUCUGGACCUCGCGCAGUACCAUUCGGUGCUCCUCUUCGUCGCCAAGAUCCGCCUCGUCGGCGCCGCCAAGGCCCAAACCAAGUCACAAGUUCAAGACUUAUCAUCCCUCGAGCCAGUGACCUCAGGGAGUUGCUCAGGUCGUCGAGUGCCGAGACCAUCUCCCAAAUACGAAGAAAUCUCCACGAGUUACAGGACGAAGUCAGCAGCCAUGUUUCUCGCUCCCCUCACCGCUCAAACUGGUCCACGGAUGCUUGGUAUAACUUCGCAAAUGCAAUGCCGGGCAUGAUCAUCGAGACCCCCAACUUCGAGCCACUUGGAGAUCCUCGUAGCAACCCUGUCGGAUCUAAUAAUCGUACCGAGACACCCAACGGUCCGAUAUUCUGUGGCGUUCACCCUCCAUUGAUCGUGGACAAGCACAAAGACAUUAACGGGAACAAGGUCUUGACCGUGGCUUGGUGCGGCACCUAUGGAGGCAGAGCAUCCGAGCUUAUCGAGCUUCUGAAGGGUACUCCAGAUUACGAAGCGGUUGCAUUCAUCGUUGCAGAGGACGGUCCUGUGCCAGAAGAGAUCCCGCGGGGUGCGAGAGUUUUCAAGGCGCACACGUUCGAAACAUUCUUGAGGGACGAAAAGCGCUACACACUCGUCGACUUUCGCAAGGUUGGGCUGGUGUAUUGCCAGAGUGGCAUGCGCUGCAGGGGUCGUAUCCUGGGAUCUGAAAAGGAUGAGAUUCUCAAUCUCGCACAUCAUCGGCCUGUCUCGUCUUCAUCGCCGACGCCACCAACGCAAGACUCUUCACCAGAUCACCAACCGAAAUCAAAACUUCCUACUGAAGACACCAAUGCGGCAGGAACGCCAGUGCAGGUCGUUUCCACGGCCGCCAAUCCGUCGGACAUGACAAGACUCGCCCAAGGCUUGAACCAGACAGGUAUGGACGAACCCACUGGCGAGCUUCCGGCGGGCAUGAGCGACCAAGGUGCACCGACAGGUGAGCUUUCUGAAGGCUUUGGUGAACAAGGCGGUGAGGGUAUCUUUUGA
Messenger RNA from Zasmidium cellare ATCC 36951, 1233 nucleotides. RefSeq lists its product as uncharacterized. NCBI's taxonomy places the organism in Eukaryota, Fungi, Ascomycota, Dothideomycetes, Mycosphaerellales, Mycosphaerellaceae. The transcript has 3 exons. Bases 1 to 1233 code for a protein of 410 amino acids. The record is from RefSeq and is a predicted model, not a curated record.